AAGAGAACGAGAACCUUUGUUUAUAUAGAAAGGCGAUUUCAUCACCUCCGUCUUUGCCUCUUCGUUAUUUGCCGCCGCCGCUUCUUCGUCCUCGCAGGUAAGUCACAGGUAACUGAAAGAUGGGGCGUGUAAGAACCAAGACCGUGAAGAAAUCUUCUCGUCAAGUCAUCGAGAAGUACUACUCUCGCAUGACUCUUGACUUCCAUACCAACAAGAAGAUCCUUGAAGAAGUCGCCAUCAUCCCUUCAAAGAGACUCCGCAACAAGAUUGCUGGAUUCUCCACUCACUUGAUGAAACGUAUCCAGAAGGGACCAGUCCGUGGAAUCUCACUCAAGCUCCAAGAGGAAGAGCGUGAACGACGCAUGGACUUUGUUCCCGAUGAGUCUGCUAUCAAGACUGAUGAGAUCAAGGUCGACAAAGAGACUCUUGAGAUGCUUGCUUCUCUUGGAAUGUCUGACACUCCUGGCUUCUCUCAAGUCGAGCCACAAGCUAUGGCACCAAGCGCUGCUUUUGGCAGGGCUCCCAGAAGAUACUAGAUGGCUUUGUUAUAUCAUCAGCCGAUCAAGACACAGGAUUGGCUCUUUUUUCACAGUUAGGGACAACAAAGACUUGUGCUUGAUUAUUGUCUCUUUUGAUGAAAGUGAGACUCUUUUCUUUUUAAUGGUUUUUGAGUUAUGUAUGGUUUUUGAGUUAUGUGGAAGUGGAACCAACUCAACCAAGACCGAAGUUAACACUUUUGAAUUA
Capsella rubella is the source of this 744-nucleotide messenger RNA. Its product is annotated as 40S ribosomal protein S17-4. Bases 120 to 536 code for a protein of 138 amino acids. Lineage: Eukaryota; Viridiplantae; Streptophyta; Magnoliopsida; Brassicales; Brassicaceae. The record is from RefSeq and is a predicted model, not a curated record. Gene Ontology annotation, cellular component: ribosome. Gene Ontology annotation, molecular function: structural constituent of ribosome. The transcript has 2 exons. Gene Ontology annotation, biological process: translation.